AUGAAGCCUUCCAUGAUCUUUGUACCCCUCCUCGCCGGACUCGGCAUGGCAGGUGUCGUCAAGCAGAGAGAGGAAUCCGUUGCAGAUGUGGCCGAUGUCGCGAACGUCGCCAACGGGGCCAAGGUCGCGGACAGCAUCAACAACGCCAACGUUUCCGACAGUAUUGAUGUUGCCAAUGGCGAGGAAGUCGCCGAUGGUGCCGAAAUAUGCUGCAACACGACUCCCUGUUUUAUUGGGUGUUACGUCAAUGGUGAAUGGGCGUGUGCUAAUAAGACUUGGGGAAACACCAGUUCUGUUGCUAGAUAUCGAGUAUCCUAA
This is a messenger RNA of Aspergillus costaricaensis CBS 115574, 318 nucleotides long. RefSeq lists its product as uncharacterized. The transcript has 2 exons. The record is from RefSeq and is a predicted model, not a curated record. Lineage: Eukaryota; Fungi; Ascomycota; Eurotiomycetes; Eurotiales; Aspergillaceae. The coding region runs from base 1 to 318 and encodes 105 amino acids.